GAGUGGUUUGUGUCAACAAUUGGUCCCAGCACUCAGGAGGCUCACAGCAAAUAGUGCAACAGGAACUCUCUCUGGUGCCUGGUGUUGUGGCCCUCCCAGUUACACAGCUCGGUGCAGCCUGCAGUCUAGGUUCAAAGGCAGCUCCUUCCGUGUUUCACUUCACCCUCAUUCAGCCUCCUAGCUGCUGAGAGAGGAGUGAGCAACGCGAGCAGGCAGACUUCUCCACUCUUUUAUCUCCGCAACUUCUGGGGGCAGUGUCAGUCAGGAGACCUGAAGGACUUCAUCAGCUUCCUCAAUAGUCCAUCGGCUUUUACUGGGUCUCCUCACUGAAAGCCACAGCAGGGUUCGCGUUGACUUGGUUUCGCCUCUUGCUCCAUGGUGACCUGCUACAUGUGAACAAUGUCUACCCCAUUCCCAGAAAGUUCUCCUCCAGGAAAUACUCUUGUGAAUAGCAGCGAUAACAUGGAUUCUGCGGUCAUUGGAGGUGUCAUAGCCGCCGUGGUCUUUGUGGUCAUCUGCCUGCUCGUGGUUAUGAUCCGUUACCUGUACAGGCACAAGGGCACCUACCGCACCAACGAGGCCAAGGGCACAGAGUUCGCCGAGAACGCCGACGUGGCCUUGAAGAAUGAUCCCAAUUUCCAAGACUCUGUGGAUGAAAGUAAGAAGGAAUACUUCAUCUGAUGGCGGAUACUCCAGACCCGUGAAAAACCGCAACCAGGACAUUUUAAUCUGUGUUUAAACUGUGUUAUAAUGACGGCUUUAAUGAAGGAUUGGGGGGGGGGUUUGAAGCAAAUAAUGUUUACUCAUUGUUAACUCUUGUCCCUCUCUCUGGGGACAAAAAAAUCAUAACCCGGGAUCUAUUUACAAGCAAAUGAGUACAUUCUUGAAAAGUGGACAUUAAUAGGUGACUUAACUAUUAUUUUCCAUAUUAAGUUUCCAAAGACGAGUUCCACAGGAGUGCCUUAUAGGACAGGUGCACAGACGUUAAACUGACAUCAAUCUUCUACAUUUUAUAACCUGCUUCAUGAAGACAUAAGAGCUCUGAUAUCAAUAAGCCAAACCAUUAGUAAUGAUUGUGUUAGAAGGAACUGCAGAUGCUGCUUCACACCGAAGGUGGACACAAAAUGCUGGAGUAACUCAGUGGGUCAAGGCAGCAUCUCUGGAGAAAAGGAGUAGGUGACGUUUCGGGUCAAGACCCUUUGCCAGACUAUAUCUAAGUCUGUUGAAGAGUCUCGAGCCGAACCUUCCUUUGUCCAAAGAUGCUGCCUGACCUACUGAGUCACUUCAACAUUUUCUGUCUGUCAUUAGUAAUCAUUGUUUUUUGUUUUAAAAAGAUCAGGCUAUCAACCUCGAACGCCUGGUACCAUGUUUAAUCCUUUAAGUUUGGAUACUAGAUGCUAUUUUUUGAUAGGAUGGAUGCUGAUUUUUUUGUUUUGAUUUUUUUAAUAUAGUCUUGUUCCCUCAAAUGGUUUCAAAAAUAAAUUAAGGUGGCGCAGCGGUAGAGCUGCUGCCGUACAGUGCCAGAGACCCGCUUUCGUAGUUGAGUUUGUGCGUUCUCCCCGUGACCUGCGUGGGUUUAUUCCCCCACUACAAAGACGUACACGACUGCAGGCUAAUUGGUAACAUUGUAAAUUGUUCCUAGGAUAGUGUUAGUGUGCUGGGAUAGCUGGUCGGCGCGGACCCGGUGGGCCGAAGGGCCUGGUUCCACCCUGCAUCUCUAAACUCAACUGAAGAAUGAUUUGCAUUAAGAUCUGUCAUUUCUAUGAGAGCUUGUGUCUUCAUUUUGUUUUCUGGCCUGCUGCCAAUCUGUACUCAUGGUUAUUUUUGACCCUGGAUGGCAUGCACUGAAUAUUUCUGUCCUCCUGGCAUGUAUCUUGAUUUAUACAAGUGCUGUUACAUUAAGCAAUCUAUUUUAGUCUCUUUUUAAUUUUUAUUUUUUCAAUUUUGCAUCAGUGUUAAGUCGUGCAUUUCUAUUAGCAUUUUGUUACUGCAAACUUUAUUUGCAUUGUAAACAUAUGAAGGAUAUUGGAUAAUAGGAUAGUUUAUUUUUGUGAUUAUGUAUGUGUGUGUGUGUGUAUAUACAUUUCUCCCCCUGCCUCCCACUCCCCCAAAGCUGUUCACUCUAGAUAUGGCUCCAGGUUCCAUCUUGUGGCUGACUGACUCUCUGACCAAAAUCAAGCUGCUUUUCUCUUCUCCCAGAUUUUCCAGGACACUAAUCCUUAUUUUCGUACCCCACUGAUCUUCAGUCCAUUUUUCCAAUGACGUGUUUACAUCCUCUGAGUGUUGUGGAACAAAUUGAACUGGAGAAAUGAGCCCCUAACUUACUAAAGAUAGAAGAAGGGUCCCGACCCGAAGCGUCACCCAUCCUUUUUCACCGGAGAUGCUGCCGUGACACGCUAGGUUACUCCAGCACUUCGCGUCUACCUGCUAAAGCCCUUUGCCUCUCAUUUCCAUGGCAAAAGAGUAGGGAGUGGAGCACUUGAGAACAAGCCGACGUCGCAGUGGCACAGCGGUGGAAUUGCUGCCUUGCAGCGCCGGAGACCCGGGUUUGAUCCCGACUACAGGUGCAUGUCUCCAGUGAGUUUGUACGUUCUCCCCGUACGUGGGUUUUCUUCGAGAUCUUCAGUUUCCUCCCACACUUCAAAGACGUACAGGUUUGCAGGUUAAUUGGCUCAGUGUAUGUGUAAAUUGGCCCUAGUGUGUAGGAUAGUGUUAGUGUGUGGGGAUCGCUGGUGGGUGUGGACUCGGUGGGCUGAGGGGCCUGUUUCCGUGCUGUAUCUCUAAUUUAAAAAAAACAACUGUCUCAAGGCCCUUAACUCGUGUGAUAGCAACUUGUCUCCAAUCUUAACCCUGUGAGUGGAGGUUUUACAAUUAUUUUAUUAAUAUCUCAUUAUCGCCGAUCAUUUCCCCUUAGAAGUGAAGUCGGCCCAUUGUCCUCCUUCCAUCAAGCUAGAGGGAAGGACAUUCAGUUUUGAAACCAUUCUGUGGGUUGCGUUGGUAAGCAUGUGAAGGGUAAAGCUGGUAGGUGCACGUUUAAAUAUACAUGUGCUAUUGAAGAUGGAUAGGCCUUCAACUGAACCAUUGUGACUGAACUUAGUUACUGUAGGAGCAAUACACCAUGGAGGCAUGUCAUUGACCAUCAAACACCCAUUCACACUAAUCCAAUCUUCUAUUCUCCUCAACUUUCCAUCAACUACCAGAUUCUAUCGUUUAGUUUAGAGAUACAGAGCGGAAACAGGCCCUCGGGCCAAAAACCGAGUCCGCACCGACCAGCGAUCCCCGCACAUUAACAUUAUCCUACACCCACUACGGACAAUUUGCAUUCAUACCAAGCCAAUUAACCUACAAACCUGUACGUCUUUGGAGUGUGGGAGGAAACCGAAGAUCUCGGAGAAAACCCAAACGGUCACGGGGAGAACGUACAAACUCCGUACAGACAGUACCCGUAGUCGGGAUGGAACAGGCGUGUCUGGCACUGUAAGCGCUGUAAUGCCCCUGUCCCACUUAGGAAACCUGAACGGAAACCUCUGGAGACUUUGCGCCCCACCCAAGGUUUCCGUUCGGUUCCCGGAGGUUGCAGGUAGUGGAAGCAGGUAGGGAGACUGACAAAAACCGCACGGAAACCUUGGGUGGAGCGCAAAGUCUCCAGAGAUUUCCGUUCAGGUUUCGUAAGUGGGACAGGGGCAUAAGGCAGCAACUGUAGUGCUGUGUCACUUCUGCACCCCCCCCCCCCCCCCCCCCCCCCCCCCCCCCCCACCCAAAAAAAAGGCAGUUUAGUUGCCUAUUAACUAAGCAAGUCUGGGGUGUGGGAGAAGGCAGGAGCACCCAGAGGGAACCCAAGUCGCAAGAAGAACAUGCAAACCCUAUGUGAACAGCACCCAAGGUCAGGAUUAAAUCCGGGUCGCUAGAACUGUGACAUGGCAGGCCCACCAAAUGUGCCACUUGGAAUGAACAAUGUUAACAUCAUAAGAUGUUGAUAGCAAUGGUGAAGGAAUUUGCGAUAAUGGAGCAAGCAAUAUAUUUAAUGUGUAAAUCUUGCUGAAAUCCAUUGAUUGCAGCCAAUAAAAUGUCUUCCACGUC
Leucoraja erinaceus (little skate) is the source of this 4080-nucleotide messenger RNA. Its product is annotated as glycophorin-C-like. The transcript has 4 exons. Gene Ontology annotation, cellular component: cortical cytoskeleton; membrane. The record is from RefSeq and is a predicted model, not a curated record. NCBI's taxonomy places the organism in Eukaryota, Metazoa, Chordata, Chondrichthyes, Rajiformes, Rajidae. The coding region runs from base 400 to 681 and encodes 93 amino acids.